AUUUUCCACCCGGAGACCACUGACAUCUACGACAAGAAGAACAUGCCCCGGGUGAUCUACUGCAUCCACGCGCUCAGCUUGUACCUCUUCAAGCUGGGGUUGGCUCCUCAGAUCCAGGACUUGUAUGGCAAAGUGGACUUCACAGAGGAAGAGAUCAACAACAUGAAGAAGGAGCUGGAGAAGUAUGGCCUGCAGCUGCCCACCUUCAGCAAGAUCGGGGGCAUCUUGGCCAACGAGCUCUCGGUGGAUGAAGCAGCAGUCCACGCUGCAGUGCUGGCCAUCAACGAGGCUGUGGAGCAGGGGGUGGCAGCUCAGACCAUGGUGGCCCUGAGCAACCCCAGUGCCAUGCUCCUCAACCUGCGUGAGGUGCUGGCUGAUGCCUACCAAGAGGUGCUCCACCAGGCGAAGCUGGAGAAGAGCAGCAAUGCCAGGAACAGGGUGAUCCCUGAGGGAGAGGACAUCUAUGACCGGUGCCUGACCCAGGCUGAAAUCCAAGGGAACAUCAACAAAGUGAAUGUGCACGGAGCUCUGGAGGAGGUGGAUGAGGCCCUGGAGAGAGGGGACCCGCUGGCACUGUACCAGGCACUGCAGGACCCUGCCCUGGCCCUGCGCUGCCUCCAGAGGGACAACCUCCACCACUACCUGCAGCAGCUCAGCGAGGAGAGGGAGCAGAAGGCACUG
Messenger RNA from Merops nubicus (carmine bee-eater), 681 nucleotides. RefSeq names its product ras GTPase-activating-like protein IQGAP3. Gene Ontology annotation, biological process: regulation of actin cytoskeleton organization. The annotation marks the transcript as partial. Lineage: Eukaryota; Metazoa; Chordata; Aves; Coraciiformes; Meropidae. Gene Ontology annotation, molecular function: actin filament binding; GTPase activator activity; calmodulin binding. The transcript is spliced from 6 exons. Gene Ontology annotation, cellular component: cytoplasm. The record is from RefSeq and is a predicted model, not a curated record.